Molecule: messenger RNA, 642 nt
Organism: Peniophora sp. CBMAI 1063
Lineage: Eukaryota; Fungi; Basidiomycota; Agaricomycetes; Russulales; Peniophoraceae
Source: the annotation of a GenBank genome assembly
AUGCCACCGUACCCGACCCCGCCACCUUCAAGCGACUCCUUACUCGCUUGCGCACCCGAAGUGGUCAUAUUCUCCAUCGACGAGGACCUCACCGCCCCAACAUCCUCCCAAUCAAGCGUCGACACCACACCCUCCUCCUCCGCCUCUUCUUCAUCCUCGCGCAAACACCGCCUCUCGCACCCGCGUCACCAGACCGCCUCCACCUCUUCCUCCCCCUCAGCCACCGCAUCCGCCUCUUCGUCAGCAUCAUCGGCGUCCUCGUCCCGCACGCGCCGCGCAGUCCGCUUCGCCGUCCCCGCCUCCGCCGACAAGAAGCACCGCCGGCGCCUCGCGUCGCCCGAGCCCGCGCGCGAGCGGAUCGCGCUGCCGAUGGCGCAUAUGCUCGAUAGUCUCGAGUCGCUUAGCGUUUCGGCGUCGUCGUGCGAGGCGGAGUGCACCGGCGCCGAUGUGUACUCUGGUGCGGAUGUGGGCGGGAGGGAGGAGAGGGGGAGGGGGCUGAGGUAUCCGUCGCCGAGCAGCUCGGUCACGAACUCCGCGGGGAGCUGCGAGUCGGUGACCGUGCGCGAGGAGAGAGCGGUGGUGGGGGAUGAGAUGAGCGAGAGGCACGCGAGGCGGUGGGCGCGGCGGGCUGCGCCGUAUUGA